GGAGGGGGAUGACUCUGUUCGCGGCAGUGCCAGUGGCAGCAGCAACACGUAGUAGUAGUCGACGGCAUCGCAACGUCGAGGCACGGGAGUAGCGAGAGGUAUCCGCUGUUUCGUCGCGCUGAUCAUCACUCGCAGUGCACGCAGCCGCAUCACGGACUGAGAGAGCGAGCGGAUCGUCCGUUGUUCGCCGAGAGCGUCCUCGAGAACGUACCCUCCUUCCUAGCGUCGUCUUCGUAGUCACACACGGACCCGACCAGGAAGCGCGUUUAGAAGAGAGCCGAUCGUGCGUGCGUUCGUCGUCGUCGUCAUCCCUGUAGCAGCAGAAUGAAGCUGUGCUGGAGCUUGCUUUUCGCGGCCAUCGCCCUGUCGAUGAUCCUUACGACCGCACGAGCGGAAAGUGAUGGACUGUGGGAAGAGGACGACAAGGAGGUCCUUGUGCGGUCGGUGCGCGGCACUAACGAGCGAACAUCCGGCGGCUCCUCGUCGUGCAGAUACGUGAAGGGUCAAUGGUCGGAAUGCGACCCGAACACCAACACGCGGUCGCGCACCCUGAGCCUCAAGAAGGGCGACAAGUCCUGCGAGCAGACCAAGAUUAUCCAGAAGAAGUGCAAGAAAGCGUGUCGAUACGAGAAAGGAACGUGGAGCGGAUGCGUGAAUCAGAUGAUGACGAGAAUCGAUAAUUUGAAAGCGAACAGCGACGCAACCUGCGAGAAGACGCGACGGCUCACCAAGAGGUGUAAACAGGAGACCAACACCAAAAAGUCCGCCAAAGGCGAGAGGUCGAACAAGAAGUCGGGCAAGCAGUAAUCAUCCGCCAAUCUCCAAUCGUCUCCUCUAAUCGGGCAACGAAAGCGCACUCUCGUCUCCUCGACCCUUAUCUUCUCGAUCCUUUAUCCAGUCGCCAAUUGAUUGCGAGGCAGGGCGCACGAAUUUGGAUGGCGGCGGAACCACCACUGUCGAAGCAGCCGUUUACGCACACGAACACGUACACGCGCACACAGAAUACACAUACAACGCAUACACACAACACACAUACUGCCUGGGAAUCAUGCAUUUCGGCACGCAGCGACCGCACGGACCGUUGCUGCCCGACCGUGUUUUCAGGGUGCGCUGCCGUCGGUUAAUUAUAACGAGUUAAUUACUGUUAAUGAUUCGGGAUGGUGUGCGCGUCUCGGUGAUCAUCGCUUCCGCUUCUUGGCGGAGGUUACUAACCCUACCAGGAUCGCGCUGACGUACCGUUACCGCGCGUCGUAGUCGCGUACCGUAGAUCCGAAAGAGGAAACAAGAGAAAAUCCCAGCUCCAAGAGAGCCUCUUUCCUUCGUCUUAGUCUCGCUCGUCGCAGGAGCUUGUUCUUCUCUAUCUAACCCGUUGACAUAAUUCGCGACAACUUCCCUUGUUGAGAGAAAGAGAGAGAGAGAGAGAGUAGGAGAGAAAGAGAGCGAAGUUAUUGAUCGCGCGGUGGUUUUCUAAAAAUGGCACGUCGGCAAGAUCUCGGGAGGGUUAAGCCGUGCAAUCAGCCGGAGAAUCGAUUGGGAACCGAUAUGUAACACGUUCAUCGUGAUGACGAAAAGUUAGACGUGUCGUCAGCGUCAGGGUGUGUUGGUCGAACGCACAGUGGUGUAGCUUGCGCGAUCGAGAAUAUUUCAACGCGAAUCCUUCACGAUGGAGAAGGGAGAAAGAGAAAGAAAGAGGAAGGCCUUCUUUCUGUCUCUCUCUCUCUCUCUCUCUUUAAUGACGACGCGAAAUCUUCCCGAAUAAAUUCGGAAGUCCAAAGAGAUAACGAGGACUCGAACGUCGACGUCCCGCGUCCCUCUGUCCCCAUAGCAUAUUGUUGCAAAAGUCUGCACCACUGGCUGAUCGAUUGACGAUGUAGAGCGCGCGUGUAGAGAACUCCCCCGAACUCUAGAAAACAGCCGACAAUUUCGGAGGUUCGCAGAGGAAGGUAAGAAGAUCGUCUGCCAAAGCUGUUCUCUCGUCUUCCCGCAGCGAAUAUAUAUUACUAUUUUAUUUUAUUAUUAUAACAUUAUUAAUAUAUUAUUGUAUUAUUCUUGUUCAUUAUAUAUCAAGAAACACAGCGGUGAGACUCCCCUUAGCUGCUGAGAUCCUCUUGAAAAGGGAAAAAAAAGGAAUCAUGUACAAUGUUUGUCAUACAUAAACGGCUUUCAUUCGAUUGUGACAUAAAUAUACAGUGUUCGGUGUUCAAAGUAACUGUGUCCUCAUGUAACGUGCGCGAGAUAUUCCGACAAUUAUUACGCCGUCGCGAAGGUUCGACAAUUCAGAUUGAUAACGAGGAUUUGAGGAUGCGCGUGAAAGCGUUGAAGAACCGGCAUUCCGGCAACGGGAUAUCCGAACGGUCAAUCAAAGAUUUCGAUGAUCAAAAAAACGUACGGAUCAAAAAGGCAAGAGAGAACGAAGUAAGAUCAAAAGAGCCGCAUCAAAAGGUGAACGUUUGCCGAGGUAAUGAGGAUCAGGAUGAGGAAAUAAGAAAGAAAGAGAGAAAGAAAGAAGGGAUUAGGAAGAAGGACGAGAAAAAACGAUGAAAAUAGCAGAAUGUUCGCGCGCGUGCCUAAUAAAUUCUCCCGGAAUCCUCCGCGCCCCUCUCGACAGGACGUCGUCACGUUCCGGUGUUAAUAUUCGCAGUUAACGUUUAUAAUAAUGUACCAAGUGAUAACCGGCAAUACGGAAACUCGCAAGCCAAUGAGCAUGAAAAUCAAACUAAAAUAAACUCACCGUCUCGUCGUCUCGUCGAGCGAUUCGCACUCGCUCGCCUGUGUGCGAGAGACGGAGAAAGAGAGAGAAAAAGAGAGCAAGAGAAUGAGAGAGAGAGAGAGAGAGAGAGAGAGAGAAAGAAAGAGAGAAAAAGAGAGAUCACUGGAUAUCCUUUCGAUGCCACCAAAAAAAAAA
Dinoponera quadriceps is the source of this 2905-nucleotide messenger RNA. RefSeq lists its product as uncharacterized. Gene Ontology annotation, molecular function: heparin binding; growth factor activity. Gene Ontology annotation, biological process: mesoderm morphogenesis. Gene Ontology annotation, cellular component: extracellular region. The record is from RefSeq and is a predicted model, not a curated record. Bases 325 to 807 code for a protein of 160 amino acids. The transcript is spliced from 5 exons. Lineage: Eukaryota; Metazoa; Arthropoda; Insecta; Hymenoptera; Formicidae.